Molecule: messenger RNA, 4677 nt
Organism: Oncorhynchus keta (chum salmon)
Lineage: Eukaryota; Metazoa; Chordata; Actinopteri; Salmoniformes; Salmonidae
Product: carbonyl reductase [NADPH] 1-like
Exons: 6
Coding region: 1995-2735 (246 amino acids)
Molecular function (GO): carbonyl reductase (NADPH) activity
Source: RefSeq, a predicted model, not a curated record
UCUGCUAAAUGACUUAAAUGUAAUGUAAUGUAGUUUAUGUGUCGGGGGGCUAGGUUCAGUUUGUUAUAUCUGGAGUACUUCUCCUGUCCUAUUCGGUGUCCUGUGUGAAUUUAAGUGUGCUCUCUCUAAUUCUCUCUUUCUCUCUUUCUUUCUCUCUCUCGGAGGACCUGAGCCCUAGGACCAUGCCUCAGGACUACCUGACAUGAUGACUCCUUGCUGUCCCCAGUUCACCUGGCCGUGCCGCUGCUCCAGUUUCAACUGUUCUGUCUUAUUAUUAUUGGACCAUGCUGGUCAUUUAUGAACAUUUGAACAUCUUGGCCAUGUUCUGUUAUAAUCUCCACCCGGCACAGCCAGAAGAGGACUGGCCACCCCACAUAGCCUGGUUCCUCUCUAGGUUUCUUCCUAGGUUUUGGCCUUUCUAGGGAGUUUUUCCUAGCCAACGUGCUUCUACACCUGCAUUGCUUGCUGUUUGGGGUUUUAGGCUGGGUUUCUGUACAGCACUUUGAGAUAUCAGCUGAUGUACGAAGGGCUAUAUAAAUAAAUAUUUGACUGCUUGGCCAGGCACGACUCCAACACCAUCAUUAAGUUUGCAGAUGACACAACAGUGGUAGGCUUGAUCACUGACAAUGCUGAGACAGCCUAUAGGGAGGAGGUUAGAGACCUGGAGGUGUGGUGCCAGGAUAUCAACCUCUCCCUCAGCGUAAUCAAGACAAAGGAGAUGAUUGUUAACUACAGUAAAAGGAGGACCGAGCACACACCCAUUCUCAUGCAUGGGGCUGUAGAUGAGCAGGUUGAGAGCUUCAAGUUCCUUGGUGUCCACAUCACCAACCAGCUAGAUUGGUCCAAACACCAAGACAGUCGUGAAGAGGGCACGACAAAGCCUAUUGCCCCUCGGGAAACUAAAAAGAUUUGACAUGGGUCCUCAGAUCCUCAAAAGGUUCUACAGCUGCAACCUUCGAGAUUAUCCCGACUGGUUGCAUCACUGCCUGGUAUGGCAACUGCUCGGCCUUUGAUCACAAGAUACUACAGAGGGUAGUGCUUAGGCACAGUACAUCACUGCGACUAAGCUGCCUGCCAUACAGGACCUCUAUACCAGGCGAUGUCAGAGGAAGGCCUAAAAAUUGUCAAAGACUCCAGCCACCCCAAUCAUAGACUGUUCUCUCUACUACCACACAGCAAGCAGGAGCGCAAAGUCUCGGACCAAAAUACUUCUUAACAGCUUCUACUAUGCAUUGUGGACUAUGCAAUGCCAAGUGUGUGCAAAGCUGUCAUCAAGGCAACAUUGAAGAAUCACAAAUAUAAAAUAUAUUUUGAUUUGUUUAACACUUUUUUGGUAAAUACAUAAUUUCAUGUGUGUUAUUUCAUAGUGUUGAUGUCUUCAUUGUUAUUCUACAAUGUAGAAAAUAGUCAAAAUAAAGAAAUGCCAAGAGUGUGCAAUGCUAUCAUCAAGGCAAAGGGUAGCUACUUUGAAGAAUCUCAAAUAUAAAAUAUAUUUUGUUUUGUUUAACACUUUUUUGGUUACUUUGCUAUUAUUCUACAAUGUAAACCUUGAACAAAUAGGUGUGUCCAAACUUUUGACUUGUACUGUAUGUUGCAUGUUAUGUCUUGAAUCUUGAUCUCAGUUGUUCCUUCCUGUCAUGACAAGCACCUUGAAGAAAUCGAAUGCUCGGGCAGGGCUUCUACUUCUCUGACCGUUAUUGUGUUGAAUGACACUGUGUAUCAAUCCAUACUGUGUUAGCUGCAAAGACGGUGGUGUGCUCCAUACUACAUUGUAACAGUUUAUACAUUCACACUGGGACUGGUUUACACCUGGGAAACCAGUUGUGUGCAAUUCAUUAUCAAGUAGAACAGAAAAACUGCAGUUCUCCAGACCUCGUAGGGUGGUUCUGGUCACUGGCUCCACCCGUGGCCUGGGGUUAGCCAUAGUGCAGGCAUUGUGCCAGGGCUUUAAAGGGGAUGUGUAUCUGAGUGCCCGGGACGUCCCGAGGGGGGCCAUGGUUGUCGAGGAUCUGCAGAGGGAGGGACUCAAGCCCAGACUCCUCCAGCUGGACAUCACAGACCCGGUCAGCAUCCAGGCGGCCCGGCAGCAUUUCAUGAAGGAGUACGGGGGUCUGGAUGUGCUGAUCAACAACGCAGGCAUCGCCCCAAAACGAGGUGACCCUGCAUCCUUUGGCAGCCAAGCAGAACGCAUUCUCCAAACCAACUUCUUCGCCACCAGAGACAUGUGCAAUGAAUUUCUCCCUCUCCUGAAGAAAGAUGGGAGGAUAGUAAAUGUUGCCAGCAUCGUGGGAUAUAUCACCCUCUAUAUGUGUUCUCCGGACCUCCAGGCCAGGCUCUGCAGUGAUGACAUCACAGAGGAGGAGCUAGUGGCUCUAAUGAAGCGCUUUGUUGCCGAGGCCAAAGCUGGAGACCACAUCAACAAGGGCUGGCCAAAUUCAGUCUAUGGGGUGUCCAAAAUAGGCCUGAUGGCCCUUACCCGGAUCCAGGCCCGCAGGCUAAGAAGAGAGAUGCCCCAGAGAGGGAUUCUGAUAAACUCCUGCUGCCCGGGCUGGGUGAAGUCUGACAUGACCUAUCCCAAUGGGACCAAGACGCCUGCGGAGGGGGCUGACACACCUGUGUACCUGGCGCUGUUGCCUCCAGCAACACUGGAGCCCCAGGGGGAGUUUGUAGUGGAUAGACAGGUACAGGUAUGGGCGGGGUCACCAACAGGUGCAACAAUUGAUGAGGGACCCUGACUUAAGACCCUUUCAUCUGCUGCUAUAAUAUAUACAAGUAACUGCCAAAAUAAAGGAAACAGCAACAUAAAGUCUCUUACAUUUACAUUUAAGUCAUUUAGCAUAGGGUGAGUCAGAACAGCUUCAAUGCACCUUGGCAUAGAUUCUACAAGUGUCUGGAACUAUAUCGGAGGUCUGCGACACCGUUCUUCCUCAAGAAAUUCCAUUAUUUUGUGCUUUGUUGAAGGUGGUGGAAAACGCUCUCAGGCGCCACUCCAGAAUCUCCCAUAAGUGUUCAGUUGGGUUGAGAUCAGGUGACUGAGAUGGCAAAUGGUUUACAUCGUUUUCAUACUCAUCAAACCAUUAAGUGACCACUCCUGCCCUGUGGAGCGCAAGUCCACCCAAUCAGAUUGAGCAAAAAAUUAUUAUAAUAUAAUCCAAAUGGGACAUUAUUUUUAUUUUUACCGAAGAACAGUACUUGACCUGUGCAGGAGUUCACCGGAAAUGAGUACCCGGCACCUCAAAUGUUCUUCUGCUUGAGUUCCUUCACCUCCUAUAGAAUAUUAGCACAAAAGUAUUUGAGUUCACUUAAAUAUAAAUAGUACCGGCACCCAAAAUGACUACCGGCACAUAUUUCAGUCCAAGUCUAGCACUGGUCUAAACAUGCAUACACCAUCAGAUAGAAUUCAUAGCAAGCAGUAGGGAGGGGGUGGGACAUCGAAAGGGAUAUUUAUAUUAAUAAUAAUAUAUUUUAUUUGCCAGAUGCUUUUCAGGACACUCAAUGACAUCUUACAUAAAAUCGAGUGCUGUACUAAAAUCUAUUUUAAUUUAGGCUUAUAUAAUUCAUUUGAAUUAUUAUUGAUUAUUUACUGUUAAACUAAUUUAAAAAAACUAAACAAUCAGCUUAUAAAUUUCUAAAUAAAGGGUGGGUUCUGUUAUCGUCAUUUAACAUUCAAACAGGUUCUGGCUUGUGUCACUUCAUACUGAUACCAUGUGCUGUAAACCGUAGCUAUUGCUGUGUUGGCUAGGCUACACUGUGUAGGCUACUCACUGUUAGCUAGCUAAGACUCACUAGUCAACUUAGCUAGCAAAAACAAGUAAAAUGGCCAAACAAAGCUCAGUGUACAUUUUUUAAAAGAGGCCGUGCAUAGAAGAGGAUGUUGGAGAAUUUGCCAAGUUAUUUGAUAUCAGUGAUUUUGCCAUGAAGGCCGGCCAGUCCCCCUGUAUCAAUCACUGAUUGCAUUGGUCUAAUCAAGGGCCUUAAAGAGAUUUUCAGUACAUUCAGAGACAACGAUCAGCACUUCAACAAUGUUUUCAUUCAACACUUUCAGAAAUCAUGCUCUUAACCACUAGACUAUAUCAGGGCAUCAUGUUCUAGUCUAAUAGGGCUAUGGUUUAUUAUGUGCCAUCAACAGAUUUCUGCCUACGCCACUGGAUGGAGGCAUUGUCAUCCUAUAGCCAAAAUAAUGGCCUGGACAGCAUUUUAUACAUGACCCUAAGCAUGAUAGAAUGAUAGAAUGUUCAGUGCGUUCAAUAUACUUUGUAGGCCUACCCUCAUCAACUCGUGUUUCCAUUAUUUUGGCAGUUAUAUAUAUAUAUAUAUGUGUGUGUAUGUGUGUGUGUGUGUGAAUUAACCAUAAGGUAUUGGUGUAUAAUAACCAUUUAAUAACCACAUCAGUAAAGAGCAAUUAAAAAAACAUUGUAAUUUGUCUUUUAUUUGCAGUUUAUCUACUGCACUGUGAAGUGUUUGCAGAGCCAGAGGAUAUGGUUGAUGUCCACUGAAUAGUUAAACACCUCACUUCAUUGUCUCAAAAAUGACUGUAAAAAUGUAAUGAAAACGAGCCAGGGGAUAGGUUGAUGUGCACGGAAUAGUUAAACACGUUACUUAAUUGUCUCUGUAAACGUGUAAUGAAAACGAUUGGUUGAUAAAAAGUAAACAUAUUAAACAUGCAGCUUGUAUGCA